This is a messenger RNA of Corylus avellana, 864 nucleotides long. The record is from RefSeq and is a predicted model, not a curated record. Lineage: Eukaryota; Viridiplantae; Streptophyta; Magnoliopsida; Fagales; Betulaceae.
AUGAAGAAACAGGCAGAAUUCAUGGGAAGGGUUGGUGAAGGAGAAGGAGGAGGUUACGAUGCUGUUGUCGUGGGGUCUGGAUAUGGUGGUUCUGUUGCUGCAUGUCGCAUGUCAAUGGCCGGAAUAAAGGUAUGUUUGGUUGAGAAAGGCCGGAGAUGGGAAGCUCAGGAUUUUCCAACUGACACCUUCAAGAUCAUGUCCGCUGUGAGAAUGGAGAAACAGAACUUGGGUGUCGGCUUUGGUCCAAAAGAUGCUUUAUUCCAGGUACACGAACAAAAUGAUUCUCUAGCAGUAGUGGCAUGUGGGCUUGGAGGAGGUUCACUUGUGAAUGCAGGAGUGAUGAUGCCAACCCCAGUUCGAGCCAGAAGGAAUCCCAAGUGGCCAAAGGAAUGGGAAAGGGAUUGGGAAAAUUGUGAAGCUUCUGCUGCAAGCAUGCUGAGAAUACAAAGUGUUCCUGUCAAGUUUCCUGUCACCAAAGUCGUGGGAGAAAUAUUAGGUGAUGGACAGAUUGAAAACAGUUUUGAGACUCCAUUGCAGCUAAGCAUGAAUUUUGGUCUUGAAGAGCCUGCAUCCAACUCAAUGGAGCCUCAAAGAGUUGGUAGCUGCUUAGCCUGUGGAAACUGUCUUGCUGGGUGUCCUUAUAAUGCCAAAAGUUCUACUGACAAAAACUAUAUACAUUCGGCAAUCCAGGCAGGAUGUCAUGUUAAAACAGAGUGUGAGGUUCAGUAUGUGAUUAAAAAUCCAUAUGAAAUUUGCCGAGAAGAAGGCAAAAUUGAGAGAAAGAGAAGAAGAUGGCGUGUUUACUUGAAUGAGAUUGACUGCAUAACUGCUGAUUAUGUAGUCCUCUCAGGUACCUUUUUAUAA